AUGGUUUCUUUUUACGCCCGGCCAGUGCUCGACAAUCCCCUACAUUAAUAUAUGUUCAAACUCUUGAGCAUGCUUUAUAUAUAGUUGUUUUCUCUUAAGAGUACAAUUAUCUCUAUGGCAUGUAUAAAUGACUGCUUCCAUUUUUAUACCUUUUUAUGUAAUUUUUUAGUACCUAUCCAAUAUAAUUAGCAGUUCGUGUCACCAGAUGUCAUACUUAUCUUUACCUUUUCUAAUUUAUCUUGCAGGAUGGUUAUGUGUGGACCAUGGAGAAUCAGAGGCUGCUAAUUGAUUUCUUUCAGCAUCAUGAAAAUUUGCACAAUGUAAAACACAGAUACAAAAAUAGAACCAUGCGGGACAUCAUGCUGCAAGAAAUUGCUGACAUGUUUGGUUGCACACAUCGGCCAAGUACCUCGGGCGCCAGUCACCACCUACAGGGGAAUAUGCCUGGCCCUGUGUCCGCAGACAACGCCUCCGACGAGUCUGAGGAAGAUGUCGUUCUUACGGAACCUGAUCCCCCAGUGCCACAGCUGAAGAGAGGAAAGAAGCAAAAGAGGCAAGGGACAAGUGCCCAUGAAGCUGUCCUCAAGAAAGCUCUGUCGUUCCUGAACCAGCCCGACAAUAGCUUAUUUGAAGACGAGGACUUCCUGUACUCUGCUUCCCUCACACGGGAGCUGAAGCAGCUACCGACCCUCGACAGGGAUUUCCUUAAGAUACAGCUUAUGCAAAUGGUCCUACAGGCAAAACAUAAUGUAGUAAUGCACACUUCAGUUGCUGAUGUGGUGGAUCUUGUGCCAUAGGAAAUGAGGUUUGAAAAGAUUGUUUUCAAAAAUCAGUAAAAAUAUUGGUGUCCUUAUGCAAUUAUUAACACAAGGCAUCUUUAAGAAAACAAGUUUUAGUGUCAGGCUGACGGUUUGCCAGCUUCACCGUUGGAUAUUUUACAUUCGCACUAUUAAUGUCCCCUGUUCGUUUC
Ixodes scapularis (black-legged tick) is the source of this 970-nucleotide messenger RNA. RefSeq lists its product as uncharacterized. Gene Ontology annotation, molecular function: DNA binding. The record is from RefSeq and is a predicted model, not a curated record. The transcript has 2 exons. Bases 264 to 797 code for a protein of 177 amino acids. NCBI's taxonomy places the organism in Eukaryota, Metazoa, Arthropoda, Arachnida, Ixodida, Ixodidae.